This is a messenger RNA of Neltuma alba, 2360 nucleotides long. RefSeq names its product U-box domain-containing protein 19-like. Gene Ontology annotation, molecular function: ubiquitin-protein transferase activity; protein binding. The record is from RefSeq and is a predicted model, not a curated record. Gene Ontology annotation, biological process: protein ubiquitination. NCBI's taxonomy places the organism in Eukaryota, Viridiplantae, Streptophyta, Magnoliopsida, Fabales, Fabaceae.
CCUCUUGAAAGUUUCGAUCUUUCUUUUUUUUUUGGUCUUCUUUCUCAUGAUCCGAGAACUGAAUGAGUCCAAUCGCCGGAUUCUGACCUUCCCGGCGGUUCAUCCUUGUGAAGAUAUUUCUUUUCCCACACUUGUCACUUCUUUAUUCACUAUCUCUCGUAGGAUUUGCAGUUUCAAAUCCAAAGUUUUCUCCAGUAACAAGAAAAAUGCCAGGAAAGCCAUUCGUAUGAUAGAGGUUCUUCAGAUUUUUCUGGAAGAGAUCCGAGACCAGCAAUGGAGUUUUCCGGAUUCCGUAAUCCUGAGCUUGUCGGAGCUCCAUUUGACUUUCCAGAAGCUUCACUACCUCCUUCAAGACUGCACUCGUGAAGGCUCUCGGCUAUAUCUGCUCAUGGAGUCGGAUCGGGUCGCGACCCAGUUUCAGGUCCUAUCUAGAUCCGUAGUCACGGCUCUGGAUAUCUUCCCUUUCAGUUCCACAGAAAUCUCAGCAGAACUUCAAGAGCAGGUUGAGUUUAUGCUGAAGCAAGCUCGAAAGGGCGACUUUGAAGUGGAGCCAGAAGACAAACGGGCAAUGAUGAGCGUUCUAUCAAUUUUGAAUCAAUUUGAGAACUCGAUCGCCCCAAGUGAGGGUGAUCUCAGAUGGAUUCUUGAUCAUAUUGGGGUUCGAAGAUGGAAUGAGUGUAACAAAGAAAUGAAGUUUUUGGAUACAGAAAUUGGGUAUGAGCGAAUGAAGGAAGAGAAAAGAAAGCUAGCUUUUUUGUGUAGUUUAAUGGGGUUCCUGAGUUACUGCAGAUGCGUAGUGAUCGAGGUUGUCGAUAAUGGAGAAGAUGACCCAAAAUCUGAUGGUAGCAAAGGAAGUGAGAUUCUGAGUUGGUGCUUCAACCCAGAUGAUUUUCGAUGUCCAAUCUCUCUAGAAAUCAUGAAUGAUCCAGUGACAAUAGAGACGGGUCAUACUUAUGAUCGAUCUUCGAUUCUCAAAUGGUUCAGCAGUGGAAGCCUCAUAUGCCCCAAGACAGGGAGAAACCUUGACAGCAUCGAACUGGUCCCUAAUUUGGUACUUCACAGGUUGAUUCAUCAAUACUGUUCUAAUAACGGCGUUCCCAUGGCUGAUCUGGGUCGGAGGAAUCGUGAUCGCGAUAUCAAGACAACUUGUCAACCUGGAAGUUUGGCAGCUCAAGAAGCCAUGAAAAUGCUGGCAAGUUUUCUCAAUGACAAGCUUCAAAACAACGCGGAGUUUGAGAGAAACAGGGCUGCUUAUGAGAUUCGUGUUCUUGCCAAAAGAAACAUCUUCAAUAUUUGUUUUGUGGAAUCUGAUACAAUACCGCAUCUGUUAACGUUAUUCGUCAAGAAUCCAACGACACAAGAAAACGCCAUUGCAGCUCUUCUGAACCUCUCGAAACACCCUAAAAGCAGAAUUAUUAUGGUUCUUGAUGGGGGUUUGGAGUUGAUUGUGAUUGUUUGUAAGAAAGGAAUGAAGUUAGAAUCUCGCCAUCAUGCUGCUGCAACAUUAUACUACCUUGCUUCAGAUGAGGAGAAUCGAAGAUUGAUAGGGGAGGAGCCAGAGGCAAUCCCAUCUUUGAUCAAUCUACUCAAAGAUGGCUCUGAUAGAAGCAAAAAGAAUGGCUUGGUUGCUAUAUAUGGUCUCCUUUUUCACUCUGAAAAUCACAAGAGAGUGCUUGAAGCUAAGGCAAUCCCAUUGCUAGUUAGCAUCUUAAAAACCUGUGAAAGAGAAGAGUUAGUCACAGAUUCAUUAGCAGUACUGGCAAGUCUAGCAGAGAAAAGUGCUGGAGCAAUGGCAAUCCUUGAAAAUGGAGCUUUGCAUCCAACUAGAGACUUGAAUUCUUCUUCAACUUCAAGAGUUGGGAAGGAGCAAGGAGUGUCUUUAUUGCUUUCUCUAGCAGUAACUGGAGGGGCAAAUGUGGUUGCUCUUCUAGUGAAAAGCCCUUCUCUAAUGGGAUCCUUAUAUUCCUUACUCAGUGAAGGCACAUCUAGAGCAAGCAAGAAGGCCAGUACUCUCAUCAGGGUCCUCCAUGAUUUCUGUGAAAGGAGACCCUCAGGAUUCAAAGCUUCAGUUCUUCCACAAGAACAAUCUAUUCACGUUUGGUAAUAACCCAGUUUGCUCUUUUUUUUUUUAUCUGCACUGGGUAUUGUAGAUACAAAUUGUAAAGAAGGUGCGUGCUUCUGAUACAUGAUAUGAGCUCGUGUUUUGAAGAGCUAGUAUCUGUAUCAGCAUAAGCUUCUGUUUUAGUUAUGAAGCUUGCAUAGAGAGAAUUACAAUUCAUUCGUUUAUCAAAUAAGACUGUACUGUGUCUUGAAUGUAAUUUACAAAUCCAAUUUAUGAUAAUAAGAUUGAGAUUCUUUCU